AUGAGUGCAAAGCGCAAACGAAUUGUGGUUUCGAUGGAUACACGUUUAAAAGUUCUAAGGCGGAUUGAUAAUGGUGAGUUCGAAGCGAAAAUAUGUGCAGAAUUUAAUUUUGGAAAAAGCACUGUAAAUGACUGGCGAAGAGAUAGGCGUUCCAUUGAGGAGUUUUGCUCGAAAAUGGAAUUUGAUAGAAAUCUGGGUAGCCGUUGUACGAGAAAAAAACCGAUAUGCGAGGUCAUCGAUGAAGCUUUGUGGAUCUGGUUUCUUCAGGAACGUCGAAGAGGUACACCGAUUGGCGGCCCAAUUUUGAAAGAAAAAGCUUUGGCUAUCCACCAGAAGAUUAAUAUUGGAGGUGACUUUGUGGCAAGUGAUGGUUGGCUUAAUCGAUGGAAGAAGCGACACGGAAUUCAUUUCGCACAUGUAAGUGGAGAAAAACUGUCUGCUGAUACAUCUGGUGUGACAGAAUUCAAGACUAAGUUUGGUGAAAUGGUUAAAACAGAGGAAUUAUCUCCAGAACAAGUCGAUAAUAUGGACGAGACCGGGAUAAACAUUAAAAUGUUACCAGAAACAACUUUUCUAGGCAGUCAUGAACAGUCUGCCUCUGGCUUCAAAAAGAACAAAGAACGUAUUACAGUUACCGUUUGUUCGAAUGCAGCAGGGACUCAUAAAAUUCCUCGUUUCGUUAAUGCAAUUCUUGUGUUAGAUAAUGCUCCAACCUAUCCUCGUGACUGCGGUGUAGAUGACAUAAAAUUAGUUUAUCUUGCUCCUAAUGUGACAAGCUUAGUGCAACCAAUGGACCAAGGAGUGAUCGAAAGCUUAAAAAGACGAUACAGGCGUAAACUUGUUUCUGAAAUUCUGCAACAUUCGGAGAGUGAAGACAAAGGUCUUUUAGAUGUCAUCAAAAAGAUCCAUAUCAAGGACGUUAUCUAUAUAUUAGCUACAGCAUUUCAAGAAAUGCCCUUUUCAACGUUUGUUAAGUCUUGGAGAAAACUUUGGCCAGAUGUUGAGAAUCUAAUUGUGAUCUCGAAUAUUGCAGGGACUGAAGAAGAAGAAAACAAAUCCACUUUACAAGACCUUCAAAAGUUAUCGGGUACCGAAUCAUUACAGGCAGAAGAUGUGGAAAAUUGGAUGAUAAACUGUGACGAACACCUUGAAAAUGAAUUUUUGAAUGAUGACGAAAUCAUAGAUUUAGCAAGCAAAGAACAAGAGGAAGAUGAUGAGAGUAGUGACGUUGAAGAGGAGAAAACAGUUUCUCAUGAAGAAGCCAAAAAUGUGAUGGAAAUUGCAUUGAAAUACAUUGAGCAACAACAUGAGUCAACAGCAUUAGACGUUGUGGCGAUUAGAAAAUGGAGGGAUGUCGCAUUCAGAAAUUCACUGAAGGUUUCGAGUCCGGACCCUACUGAAGGGUUGGUUGGUUGGUUGGUUGAAGUGGUGAUUCGUCCAUAA
This is a messenger RNA of Anastrepha obliqua, 1443 nucleotides long. Its product is annotated as jerky protein homolog-like. NCBI's taxonomy places the organism in Eukaryota, Metazoa, Arthropoda, Insecta, Diptera, Tephritidae. Gene Ontology annotation, molecular function: DNA binding. Bases 1 to 1443 code for a protein of 480 amino acids. The transcript is spliced from 3 exons. The record is from RefSeq and is a predicted model, not a curated record. Gene Ontology annotation, cellular component: nucleus.